AUGCCUGGAAAAGUGAAUCUCCCAAACCUUAGCUCUGGGACCCUUCACCAUACUAAGGACAAGGCUAGGACGGCGGUCAACAUCCAUCAGCAGUACUGGAACGAAACUGUUGGGUCAACGCUAAAGAGAUUCCUGGCCAGUUCAGGGUACGACUCCAAAAGUCAAUCCCGCAUCCUCAACCAGUUCUCGAACCUUGUCGCCCCAUCUCUCGGGUCAUCACCCGUGCGGGGAGAGCCAAUAUGGAAGAGCUUUAUGACAGACAAUAACUGCCCAGUAGAGCUAAGCUGGGACUUCCAUACUGGUAACGGCCAGCCAACAAUACGAUAUUCUAUCGAGCCCAUCGGUCUUGCGGCAGGAACAGCUGCAGAUUUACAUAAUGACGAAGCUGCUCCAGACUUCAAAAACCGAGCAAGCGGAGAAUUUCCCGAUAUGGAUACGGCCUUAUUCAAUCACUUUUACAACUUCUUCAAUGGGCGAUGGGGUGACGAUAGGCCAGAGGGCCACCGUAGCACUAUGUUCUGGGCAUUUGACUUGAAAGAGUCCAAUACUACGAACAAGGCAUAUUUCUUCCCAGGUCUUGUUGCCCACGCAACUCACAAGUCAACGCUUGAAGUUGUAGCGGAUGCCAUCACUUCUGCCCCGGGUUGCCGACCGGAGAACAUCAGCUCUUUCGCUAGCUUUGCUAAAUUCAUCCAUGAGCGUCAGUACCUGGGCCUUGAGAUGGAUAUGUUGGCAUUAGACUUGGUUCCCGUUGAAAAGUCAAGACUGAAAAUCUACUUUAGAGACAGGCGAACAGACUUUCGAUCAGUCAAGGAUAUGAUGUCACUGGGAGGCAGGAUACAUGGCGAAGAUUUUGAUGUUGGCAUGAGAAAUUUGAGAAGUCUCUGGGACGCGUUAAUAGGAACGAGUGAAGUGUCUGAUGAUGUUCCUCUACCAUACAAUAACCAUCGGACAGCUGGAGUUCUCUACAACGUCGAAUUCCGCACAAGCAGCACAACACCAAAGGUUAAGGUCUAUAUACCUGUCCGGCACUAUGCGAAGAACGACUCGCAGAUCCUUGACGCCUUGGGAGACUUUUUGGCAGAUCAGACAAGCAAGUUACCAGAUGUCGUGAUCGAUUCACUUUGGACAAAAAGGUAUUCAGAUUGCUUAUACAACAUUUUCGGAGAGGAGAGGCUAUCGAGUAGCGUGGGGGUUCACACGUACGUUGGCUGCUCAAUACAGAGCGAGGGCGACCUUCGUGUAGUGGCUUAUGUUAAUCCUCAACAAUGAUUGUCCCACAAACGGAAUCGUAAGUACUAGGGCCUAGUUAGGAAUGGUGUUAUAGAAGAAUAAAGUUAAGGUGUAAACUGGA
This is a messenger RNA of Fusarium verticillioides 7600, 1354 nucleotides long. RefSeq lists its product as hypothetical. NCBI's taxonomy places the organism in Eukaryota, Fungi, Ascomycota, Sordariomycetes, Hypocreales, Nectriaceae. The record is from RefSeq and is a predicted model, not a curated record. The transcript has 2 exons. The coding region runs from base 1 to 1272 and encodes 423 amino acids. Gene Ontology annotation, biological process: alkaloid metabolic process. Gene Ontology annotation, molecular function: transferase activity, transferring alkyl or aryl (other than methyl) groups.